Molecule: messenger RNA, 2810 nt
Organism: Nanorana parkeri
Lineage: Eukaryota; Metazoa; Chordata; Amphibia; Anura; Dicroglossidae
Gene: IRAK1
Product: interleukin 1 receptor associated kinase 1
Exons: 13
Coding region: 125-2518 (797 amino acids)
Biological process (GO): signal transduction; protein phosphorylation
Cellular component (GO): plasma membrane
Molecular function (GO): protein binding; ATP binding; protein kinase activity
Source: RefSeq, a predicted model, not a curated record
UGCCACACACAAGAUGGCCGCCGGGGGCGGACAUUCCCCGCUCCCACACAGGCGUAAUAGUAGCAAUGGCACUUUCUAAAGGGAAGUGAUUCAGUGUUAUGGAGUUAUUCAUUAGCUGGACUCUAUGAUAGGAGCUGGGGCUGAGCCCCCUUUCGUCUGUACUCGGCUGUGUGCUGUCUUCACCCCGGACACCAUGUCCAUAGAGGACGUUUUCCUGUACGAGGUGCCCGCCGCGGUCAUGUGCAGCUUCUAUGAGGUGAUGGACUCUCUGGACGACUCUGACUGGAAAAAGUUCGCUUCCAUGAUCAUAUUUGACCAGACAUCUCUUCGCCUCCUGGAACAGCAGGGACGCCAUCGCGCCCGGACAGAAGCAGUCAUGUGGAACUGGAUGCACAGGAACGGUCGUGUGGGAGAGCUGCUGUCUGUUCUGCAGAAACUUCAUUUAUUGCGGGCGCUCAGCAUCUUCGAGUUCUGGAGGUCGGACUACCAAUCGCGAUUGCCACCUGGUCAGCCGACUUGUCCAACCAAAACUCCUUCUCCUCCACCGCCCUACAGUCGGCCUUGUAUAGAACAGAAUCCGCUGCAGAAGAGGGAGAAGUCUCCAGGCCCUCCAUAUGCAGAAUCUGAGCACUAUGGUACUUACAGUUUCUAUUUUGUCAUAUUUUACAAUUUACUCCCUCUACCUUUUCCUGAACCGCCACCCCCAAAUCUGAAGCAUAGCGGUCCGUGUCCAUCUCGGGCCUCGGGUUCUGACAGCAGCAGCAGCAGCAGCACCAGCAGUAACACUCAUUCCUCUAUACCGGAAUCUUUACUCUCUAGAAACCUAGUAGAGCCAUCUACGAGUUUAAAGUGGACUUUCCAGGAGGUGCUGGAUGGUACCGGGAACUUCUCCCCGUCUUUGCUGAUCGGAGAGGGUGGCUUUGGCUGUGUAUAUAAAGCAACCAUCCGGAACACCGAUUAUGCAGUCAAGCGGCUGAAGCAGGAUUCGGAAUUAGAAUGGAACACGGUGAAGAAGAGCUUCCAUACAGAGAUAGAGAAACUGACAUGUCUUCGCCACCCAAACAUUAUUGACCUGGCCGGCUACUGCGUACAGGGAGAGGAGUACUGCCUUAUAUAUCUCUUCGUACCGAACGGCUCUUUGGAAGAGCGACUGCACCUCCAGGGCAGUUUUCCAACCCUCACGUGGAAGAAGCGCCUGAGUAUCGUGCAGGGUGCAGCCUGUGGGAUCCAGUUCUUGCACACCUGCCAACCUAGCAUCAUCCAUGGAGACAUCAAGAGUUCCAACAUCCUCUUGGACCAGGCUCUAAUGCCCAAAAUAGGGGACUUUGGUCUUUCGCGAUUCAGUCGGUACACAUGUGAUGCAGGCAAAAGCCGCACUUUGGCACGUACCAGCACUGUGAGGGGUACGCUGGCGUAUCUACCUGAGGAGUAUGUGAAAAUGGGGAAGCUUACGUUUGAAUUGGACACUUACAGCUUUGGAGUGGUCCUACUGGAAGUACUGACAGGACAACAAGCUGUAGAUAAUGAAAGCCGUUCUCACACUAAGUAUCUGAAGGAUUUAGUUAAUGAAGAGGAGAGCGACCAGGAAUUUGAAUCCAGUUCAAUAAAAGGAGCCAGCAAAGUGUCAGAAAACAAGCAGUCCAGGGCCGCUUCUCGUAUCUGCCACCAGCAUCUGGAUCUACGGGCUGGAGUCUGCCCUUUAGAGGUCGCCCAAGACCUUUCUCUGCUUGCUUGCCGGUGCUUGGGUCGUCAGAAGAAGCGCCCACGCAUGGUGGAGGUGUUUAAUGAGAUCAAAAGGCUGCAGGAGCUCUUGGCCUCGAUGGAGAUGGGAUAUGACGGCAGCGAUCCCUGUGCUGCUGCUUAUGCAGGCCCUGGGUCCUUUCCACCAGUUUCUGAUCUACUUUCCAGCUUGCAGGAUUCAAUCCUUAGCCCUCAGGAAAACACGGACAAGUUUACCAUUUGUGGUCUCCUUGUGAAUGACCCAGCGUUGGGCAGUGUGCGGCCUUACACCUACGGUGUCUCCCAGAGUGAGGAGGACAAGCCAAGCAGCCUCUGUAGUUUGUCUUCUUGUGAAAGUCAUAAGAUCUUUCAGAGGACUCCCAACCUGCCUGUGGAGAGUGAUGAGAGUAUUCCGGAGUAUUCUCAAUCCACCUUCUCUGGGGAACAUAGGAAUGAACUGAGAAGACCGAAGUGUAUUCCAUUACACAGAGGAGCCUUGCAGUGCCGCAGUACAGCAUGUGCAUCGCCAAGCAAAUCGGAAAGCCUUAAGCAUAUGACUGGACAAUGCCAUGGCUCUGUGCAAGAGGGAAGCAGCUUGUCGUCAUCGGGCUCACAGGCUAUCUCAAUGCCACAUCACCAGAUCGUCGUGAAUCCAGCCAAACAGAGAUUUGUGGAGCAGCUGGCGUUGUAUGAACAGGGGAAAAUAAACAGCCUAGAACUGUUGUACUCUGGAAACAGUCCAGGAAACCGCUCGGAGCCCCGGGGGUAUCCGGAAGAAAGUGACGACUUUCCAAGUUAGCUUCUCGGCAAGCCUGCGAUUGGGGAAAAGAUCUACGACUUGGCACAAAGUUCUCAUUCUACAUGCAGAUCCUUUAGCUUGCUGUUAGUGCUUAUCUACAGGAAACUAGAAUGGACGUGCAAGAUCAAAUGAAACGCGAUGAGGUUUACACGGUGGAAACAUUCUGUUGUAUGGUGGGACCAGUAAAACAGUAUUCCGUGCCCGGUCACUGCAGGAAGGGCUUGCUGUGUUUGUAUUACGCAAAGCUGUGUUCCGAGUGACAUUUCCUGUACACAAGACAGGCUGAGCUGCU